CAGUCGUUACUUCCGCUCUUCAAGAUAGCUGCAGGGGUCUCCCCCAUUUUUCUCAGUAGGCGGCGGCGGCGGUUUGAGAUGUUCGGCCUCAAGAGAAACGCAGUGAUCGGACUCAACCUCUACUGUGGGGGGGCCGGAUUGGGACCGGAUAGCGGCAGCGGCGCCUCCGCUCCGGGAAGGCGGCUUUUGGCUGCAGGAAAGGAGGCCACGGCCGGGCGAGAGGUAGGGGGAGGGGAAGCCGGCGAGGUGAUUGGCGGAAGCGCUGGCCCGAGCCCCCCGGCCACUCUCGCGCCCGACGCCCGGAGGGUCGCGCGGCCCUCGCCCAUUGGCGCCGAGGGCCCCGACGUCACCGCGACCCGCGCCAGGCUGCUGUUCUUCGCGCCCACCCGCCGCGCCUCGCCGCCCGAAGAGAUGGAAUCCUCGGUCUCCGACGCCAUCAUGUCGCCCGAAGAGGAGCUGGACGGGUGCGAGCCGGAGCCUCUAGGGAAGCGGCCGUCCGUCCUGCCUUUGCUGGAAUUGGUCGGCGAGGCCAGUAACAGCCCGGGCAAGGACGGCUCACUCCCCUCGACGCCGCCCCCAGCAGAGGAGGAGGAGGACGAGUUGUACCGGCAGUCCCUGGAGAUUAUCUCUCGAUACCUGCGGGAGCAGGCAACCGGCACCAAGGACGCGAAGCCACUGGGCGGGUCUGGGGCCGCCAGCCGGAAAGCGUUAGAGACCCUGCGACGGGUCGGGGACGGUGUGCAACGGAACCACGAGACGGCCUUCCAAGGCAUGCUUCGGAAACUGGACAUCAAAAACGAAGACGAUGUCAAAUCUUUGUCUCGAGUGAUGGUCCAUGUUUUCAGUGACGGAGUAACAAACUGGGGCAGGAUUGUGACUCUCAUUUCUUUUGGUGCCUUUGUGGCCAAACACUUGAAGAGUAUAAACCAAGAAAGCUGCAUCGAACCAUUAGCAGAAAGCAUCACAGAUGUUCUCGUAAGGACAAAACGAGACUGGCUAGUCAAACAAAGAGGCUGGGAUGGGUUUGUGGACUUCUUCCAUGUAGACGACCUAGAAGGCGGCAUCAGAAAUGUGCUGCUGGCUUUUGCAGGUGUUGCCGGAGUAGGAGCUGGUUUGGCGUAUCUAAUAAGAUAGCCUUUUAAGUGCAAUAAUUGACUCUUAACCAACUCCAGCCACCAAAACCACAUACGCUUGCUGUGAAAUCAGAUGUAUUUAUGAAGUUGGACUUCAAGCUGUGCAGGCCAUAACCUCCAGGAGUUCUACUCCAGCAACGGAGAAAAGCAAGCGGCAGGAGGCUUAUGGCUAACAGGAAUAAAUACAUGGGAAAAGUAGUCCCUCUUGAAGAGUCACUGUCUGAAAGAAGCAGAAUUCUGUUUCAGCAACAGGCAAACUUUGGGAGGCCACGGAGGAGGACUUUUAGAUUUAGUGAAGACGGUAGGGUGGAGAGACUUUAAUUACCUUGCCUAGAACAGGAAAGUGGCCAGUAGCCAGGCUAGUCAUAGAGUUCAUUAAAUAUGCCCACUGAAUCCAUUAACUUCUAUAGUGUUAAAAUAGAAGCACUAACAAUGCCAGCGUCAUGUGUAAAAUGGAUUUUAAGCUACAAGUAAUAGAACCUAUGACUAGAAGCCUCAACACUGUACAACAGAGUGUGAAGGGAAGCUUUAUCCUCUAUAAUUAGCUUUCCUAGAUGUGCUUCUUGAAUAGAAAGUCCAAUGCUCAGGAUGUUUAUACCUGUUCUACUUUGGCUUGGUUUGAGUGAUUCCUAGUUUAUUAGCCUAGUGUCAUGGCCAAGAAUACUUGACUUAAGGCUCAAUUACAAAUCUGGAAUAUUCUGUUUUUAAGACAAAAACUUGUAAUCGUCUGUAAAAAUUGUAUAUAUUUUUACAGAACAUCUGUUUGAAAUGUAAAGGGAGAAAAGUCUGAAAUUACAUUAGUUUUUUCAUACCCUUUUGAAAUUUACAACUUCUGUAGUUAGGAACCUGUUUCUUAUAGCUUUUUCUAUUCUAAAUUUUGUGCUAGUCAGUUCUAGAUUGUAUACAGAACCAACUGAUGUAAUUGUAUGCAACCUGGUUGUAGUACAACAAUUCUGAUUCAUAACUAUGCAGGCUUUAAUUUUCCUAUCUGAUUUUGGUAAGUAUUUCUUCAAUACCUGUUUGGGGGUUUUUUUGUUUUUUUUUUUAACCUGGGGCUGAGAAAUUGAGGAAUGGAAAUUAAUCCUUUCACUUUGUUACAUGUGGGUUUUCAAUAAUUGAGUCAAGGUUUUAAGGAUUUAUUGGGGGGGCGGGGCACACAGGCUGAUGACUUGGAAAUAAUGGGCUCUGAUUGGGCAACUACUCAUUUGAGUUCCUUCCAUUUGUCUUAAUUGGUGAAAUUUUAACUGAGUUCAUGAGCUCAUCUUCAAAGCUUUUGCUGAAAGAUUUUCAGCUGUUCCAAAUGGGACUUAUUAGGAGUAUGUAUAAAAAGAGCACAUUGGGUGGAUGAGAGACAUUUGAUCCCUUGUUAAUAAAUUGUACAAUGAUGGCUUGGAAAAGCAGGCUAUAGUCUAACCAUGGUGCUAUUACUAGGCUUGCUUGUUAAACACAGGUCUAAGCCUAGUGAGUUAAUAAAACGAAUACUUAUUUCAUUUCUAUUAAUGAUUCUCAAACUUUGUUUCAGAUUUUUGCAUUGGCAUUUUGCUAUGGACUUCAGACUUGAUGUUUUAUCAAACUUACUGUUUAUUUCCUAUCCUUCCUUGAAAUAUUUGCUGCUUGUUCGGCUCCCUCUACAGAUAUUUAUAGUUCCUACAAAUUUACCUUGCCAUCCCUGAACUCUUACUAGCCCUUUUAGUUUUUGGCACUAGGAGCCUAAGUGACCGCCCAAGGAGUCCACAGACCUUCAUCCUUCUUGAAUUUUAUCCUUAGGAGGUGGCAGUACAAUGGGUGCUGACAGUAACAGUGACGAGGUGAGAAGAGUCCCUUUUCCUUGGACUAGUAUCUUAUUGGUUGUUGCUUAAUCCUGUCUUUGGGGAGAAAUUUUCAAAAUCCCCUUAGGGAUUUUCAGAGGAAGGGAUAUCUUAGGUGACUUUCUCUAGCUUCUUUUGCAUUUGAAUAUGCUCACUUAAAAUUAUAGAAAUUGAUGGGCUCUGUUAAACCUCAGAGUUAUAUAAAAGCUACUAGUAAACUGGAGAAAACUUUUAUAGUGGAACCAGGGUCAUUUUGAAACCUUUAGCUUCUGAAUGUGACCUUUAGUAUGUGGACUCCAGACAAAAAUAGGCAUGAAUAAAAUGACUAAGAAUGUAAUUAGGGAACAAUUGCCCUGCCCGCCCAUCUCCAAGCCUUAAGGUCAUCUAGCUAGAGCUAUUUUUAUCUGUGUAUUUAUCAUUCUUGAUCAUAAACCACUUAUUUAUAUCAUGUCUAUCUCUAAGGAUCUAAAAGCACUUUAUAUAGUUAAUUAAUCUUAAGAUCUAGUUAAGGUGACUAAAAAGGCCUGUCUCCCCAUAGCCAGUUAUGGAAAUAAGCACAGAGCUGUAGCUUGAUGGAGUUUAGGGGCCCCACUUCCCAAUUUACUAGGUGUGACUGCUGAAAUGUAGAUGAGAAUCUUCAGUUGCUAUUUUGGGUCAGAGACUGUGAGGGCUUAGGGAGCCCAAGUGCUUCGGGGCAGGGUGGGUGAUUCUGUAGGGAGAAGAGGCACAUGUUUUAAGUGCUGACUAGCUGCAUAGUUCAGGCAAAUCUUCCAAAAUAGAAAGAGAGGGGCUGCCUGGAAAGAUGGCUCUCUCAGCAACUUCUGUCUGUCUGAUGCUUCUCUCAGGGAAAACCCUGCAGUCCUCUAGUGUCGUCUAUGUACAUUCUGUUGGGGUGAACACCUUGGUUCUGGUUAAAACAGCUAAUGCUGUUGACAUCUGUGCCAGGAAGGGUUAGGACCAACUACAAACUAAUGUGGGCUGUAAAAUGUAGUGUGUUUCCCUAACUUCCUGUUUUUCCUGAGACGAAAAUAAUAAAUCUUUUAUUCAAAUGCAAGGUGUGGUACGGGUGUUUUCUAAUCCAUGCCUGUUUUCCUUCCCCCUCUUAGGCAAGCAUCUGAGGGAAGUUAGCUGAACAAACAGGUAUAGGUGAAUUAACCAGCAAAAGCCCCAUAAAACUGAUUUGCCUUAGAGCAAAGGUCAGUUCCAUUCAGAAUAACCCCUUCUUUCAUUCAAAUUAGAGCUGUUGGGCUUUUUUUAAAAUAUUUUUUUGGCCACGCCGCAUGGCAUGUGGGAUCUUAGUUCCCUGACCAGGAAUCAAACCUGCACCCCCUGCAUUGGAAGCGCAGUCUUCACCACUGGACCAGCAGGGAAGUCCCGGGCUUUUAAUUACAUGUAUUACUGUUGUACUUUGGAGUAGUUCAAAAGUACAGCAGUAUAUUUUAAUACAAAAAUCAUAAUCCCCAUCCCCAUUUCUUUUAGUCACCAAAUGUUGGUAUAACUUGGGGGUAAGAGGGUUCACUACAACAGUUAUUGUAUCUCCCUAUCUCACUCAACCUUUUGAGGUGAGUAAAGGAGCUAGAAGAAUUAACACCCAAAGUUAAGUUUCCAUAAGGUUGUUGGUACUAAUCUUUAAGUGCCUUUCCCCUUUCCUCCCAAAAAGGAGGUGAGAAUAAGCAAGUCAAUUUCAGAAGCCCUAUCCUGUCUUUAUUUUCAGCUACCUUGAAAGGGAGGGGAA
Molecule: messenger RNA, 4676 nt
Organism: Aethalodelphis obliquidens (Pacific white-sided dolphin)
Lineage: Eukaryota; Metazoa; Chordata; Mammalia; Artiodactyla; Delphinidae
Gene: MCL1
Product: MCL1 apoptosis regulator, BCL2 family member
Exons: 3
Coding region: 79-1134 (351 amino acids)
Biological process (GO): release of cytochrome c from mitochondria; intrinsic apoptotic signaling pathway in response to DNA damage; regulation of apoptotic process
Cellular component (GO): mitochondrial outer membrane
Molecular function (GO): BH domain binding; channel activity
Source: RefSeq, a predicted model, not a curated record